CAUUCUCUUCGAUGAUCUUGAAAAGGGUUAUGGUCUCAAACAUGAAUACCUUGAUCAUGUGGGUGUUUAUAAUCGAGCCGUUGAGCAAGUAACUAGCACAGCUAAAAAAUUACGCAAAUUACAACAAGAACGUAAUCCGGGAGGAGAUGAAAUAUGGCCAAAAAUGUUAUAUGGUCUUCACAGUCAUGGUCUAUUUCCUGCCAAUAGUCCCCUCUCCACUCACAUCACAAUGUUUGUGGAUGUUAUAAAAGGUCAAGGUACCCCCGAACAAAUUGAGAAAUGGGGUAAAGCUGCUGAGAAUUGUAAUAUAAUUGGUACCUAUGCUCAAACUGAACUGGCGCAUGGCACCAAUGUCAGAGGUAUACAAACACGAGCAGAUUAUGAUCGUAAUACGGAAGAGUUUGUUUUGAAUACACCUUGCUUGCAGGCCUACAAAUGGUGGCCAGGAGGAUUGGGUCAUACUGCUAAUCAUGCCAUGGUUGUGGCACAACUCUACAUUGAUGGCCAGCAUAAAGGUAUACAAAUGUUUAUUGUGCAAUUGCGUGAUUUGGAGACACAUAUGCCUUUGCCCGGCAUCGAUAUUGGUGAGAUUGGUAAAAAGGUGGGCAUGGCUGCUGUUAAUCAAGGCUUCCUGGGUCUGAAAAAUGUACGCAUUCCACGCACGAAUAUGUUAAUGAAAAAUGCUAAAGUUAUGCCAGAUGGUUCAUUUCAACAAAGUCCUGCCUCAAAAUUGUCCUACAUGACUAUGGUCUAUACGAGAUGUUUAAUAGUAAAUUUAGAUACUUCUUAUCUAUUAGAGGCAGCUACUAUUGCUACAACGUUAUGCGGCUGUAAGGAGACAAAGUCCCAUUAA
Lucilia sericata (common green bottle fly) is the source of this 853-nucleotide messenger RNA. Its product is annotated as probable peroxisomal acyl-coenzyme A oxidase 1. Bases 164 to 853 code for a protein of 229 amino acids. The transcript is spliced from 3 exons. NCBI's taxonomy places the organism in Eukaryota, Metazoa, Arthropoda, Insecta, Diptera, Calliphoridae. Gene Ontology annotation, molecular function: acyl-CoA oxidase activity; fatty acid binding; FAD binding. The record is from RefSeq and is a predicted model, not a curated record. Gene Ontology annotation, biological process: fatty acid beta-oxidation using acyl-CoA oxidase; lipid homeostasis. Gene Ontology annotation, cellular component: peroxisome.